This is a messenger RNA of Trypanosoma cruzi, 1983 nucleotides long. RefSeq lists its product as uncharacterized. The record is from RefSeq and is a predicted model, not a curated record. The coding region runs from base 1 to 1983 and encodes 660 amino acids. The transcript has a single exon. NCBI's taxonomy places the organism in Eukaryota, Euglenozoa, Kinetoplastea, Trypanosomatida, Trypanosomatidae. Gene Ontology annotation, molecular function: protein binding.
AUGAUAAGAAUUCCUUUUGGAGAAAAUGCUGCCCAUUUAGCUGCUGUUACUGUUACUAUUCGACGUAUUGCCUUUUUAAGGGCGACCCAUCUGAGAUCGAAAAAUUGCGACAAAUUUGUUUUUUCCUUAAACAAUGUGAAUAUAAUGGUUCAGCAGCGGCGUUAUGUCAAAAGGUCUACAAAACUUGAUUUUCGAAAUAUUACGGAAAAUACAUUGGCUGAUACGCCCUCAGGUUACAUUCAGGAUCCUGCUAAUCAUCCAAAGCAGAUGGUAACCUACAGGAAAAUAGCACCGGAGGAACACGCGCUCCUGGAGGAGAUGGAAAUUGAGUAUGAUUUGAUGCACCGUGAAGAGUUGGCAUACAAUGGUUACACAACAAUUGCCAUUCAGAAAUGGAAGGAAAUUGUUCUAAAGAGCAAUAGUACACCAGAGGAUCUUGAGUCCGCUUGCACCUACCUUCAAGAAACUCUUAACGAGAUGCAGAAUAUGAUUGGAUAUACAGUGAAAAAAAACCCCUCAACACGGUUGUUGCAAUCGUCCGUUUUACAAGGUGAGAAGGAUACAACCGAUGAACAUUUGAAUGUUGUUGUGAUUAGUGAAAAUGAUUGUAAUCAUGUGCGAUACAUCAUUGCAUUGGCAAUGAGAAGACUCCAGGAUUAUGAAAAGGCUGAGCAAAUAUGUAUGGAAAUCCUCUCAUCAGAUCACUCGAACUGUGAUGCCUUAGAGUCUCUUAUAGAGCUAUACACAGGCACUGAACAACCACGAGGGCUUUGCGAACUAUUUGACAAAAUUCAAACAUGGGAUAAUGAAGAAGAAACAAAAUCAAAUCGGACAGAAAACACCGUGAAACUUUCAAAUAAAGAACGUAAUGGAAAUGGAUCUCAUAUGUUGGAAGUUGCAAUGGUUCUUCUUUCAGAUAUGAUAGUAGAGGCAGGCUCAUUACAUUACAUGGAAAACGGGGAAGGGUCAACAUCUCGUUUCUUUUUAGAAGCUAUUUUUCCGAUCAUUCGUACAAUAGGUUCCCAAUAUACUUCGCUGUUUUUGGAAUCCGUUUUUCGAUCUAUGGAUGAACAGCACUUUGCAGCACGUUUGGAGAGUUCUUCGAAAAAUGCAUCAGAACAGACGGUGGGUGUGGUGAUCAGUUUUUUAAAGACGCUCUUGGCGCGGAAUUUGUAUGAGCUAGUGAGGGACCCUUUACGGUUUGAGUUUCAUAUUUUAUCUAAACUUCAUUCUGCCCUUCGAUACGUUGGGAGGAAACACGAGAGUUAUAAAAUUUGUGAACGCCUUAUAAAACUCUAUCGAGAAAAGUCCGGCAAAUACGAAUUACCAUCAGGAAGAAGAAAGCAAGAAAUUGAACAGGGAUUUCUUGAUGACCUGGAGCCUUCUUACAGAUUGGCCCUCUUUCAGUUUGUCGAGGAUCGAGCAAUGGACUCGGUGAUUGUUGGAAAGCGUUUGUGUAUUCAGGCCGUGGAAGAAUUUCCUGAAGAGGCAUCUCCAUGGGAAACUCUAGCGCUUUUGAUACAUAAAGAAGAUCCUAUCAAAGGAUUGGAUGAUGCUGUUGUUGCGGCAAAAAAAGCAUUUUCUCUCGAUCCCAAAAAUCUGAGUGUUGUUCUUCUUCUUGCAAACUUUUAUAAAGCACAGAAGCGAUACCAACUCUAUGAUACAAUGAUGGAUCGCUAUCGACUUUUAAAGUAUCUUAUUGAAUCUGGGGUGAGUGACGAAGAUAUGAAGGCUACAUUAGACGAAAUAGAAAAUCUUGACGAGCUUAACCCUCGUGAAAUGGAACCAGAUGAUUUUAGCGUACAGUUUGCGGAAUUGCGUGAACAUAACGACCGGAUGGAUAUGGUAAAUAGUUAUUCCAUGCCUAUUGAUAAAGAACCACGGACUUUUGGUAACCAACCGUUGUCAGCACCCAUACUAGAUCCCUCAAUUAACGCAGAUAAACCAAAUAGACUAACAGAUGCUGGAGACAUACCACAGUGA